UUGGGCGGCCAGAGCUGGAAAUCCCUCUCAUCCAGGCAUCACCUGAGCCGGGCGGCAGCGAUGAGCGGCGGCGAUGACUCCUGCCUCAUGGCGACGAUCGUUUACUACAGCCAGGAGAAGUACUUCCGCCACGUGCAGCAGGCUGCCAGAGCGGGCCUAGAGAAGUACAACGAUGACCCUGUGCUGCACUUCUUCAGAGCCUAUGGAGUCCUCGGGGAAGACCGUAUCCAUGAUGCCAUCACUGAGCUGGAGAGCAUCCAGAGCCACCCAGACACUUCCCUGUGCUCUGUCAUGGCUCUCCUCUACGCUCACAAAUGCUGUGACACUGUUGAUGGAGAAGCAGUUCUGGAGUUGGAGAGCAGCCUGAAGGAGAUCCGCAAGACUGCCAGCGACACUGCCUUGUACUACGCUAGUCUCUUCCUCUGGCUCAUGGGCCACCACGACAAGGCUAGGGAAUACGUCGACCACAUGCUGAAGGUCUGCAGUGGCUCCAAAGAGGGCUAUGUGCUCAAAGGCUGGGUGGACCUCACGACCAAUAAGCCCCAUGUUGUGAAGAAAUCCAUCAAGUACCUGGAACAAGGAACUCAGGACACGAAAGACGUGCUGGGGCUCAUGGGCAAGGCAACAUACUUCAAGACACAGCAGAACUUCUCUGGGGCCCUGGAGGUGGUGAACCAGGUUACUGUGGCCUGGGGGAACUUCCUGCCGGCCUUAAUCCUGAAGAUGAGGCUGUUCCUGGCUCGGCAGGAUUGGGACCAGACGAUAGAAACUGGACAGAGAAUCCUUGAAAAAGAUGAAAGCAACAUCGAUGCCUGGCAAAUUCUAGCUGUGCACGAGCUCGUGAGAGAAGGAAACGCGGACAGAGCUACUGACCGUGUCAGGAACCUCAUCAAGGCACUAGAGACCCGGGAACCCCUGAAUCCAAGCCUCCACCUCAAGAAGAUCAUUGUGGUCAGCAGGCUGUGUGGGAGGCACCAGGCCAUCCAGCGCCUUGUGAGCGGCUUCCUGGAGCGCAUCUUCAUGACCGCACCCGCCUGUGCCCUUGUGGCCACGGAGCUUGGCUACCUCUUCAUCCUGCAGCAGCAAGUGAAGGAAGCAAGUCUGUGGUACAGGGAGGCCAUGAAGCUGGAGGAGAACAGGCUGUCUGCCUUGGCAGGGAGCAUCUGGUGCCAGAUCUCACAGGGCCAGCUGGACGAGGCUGCCCACCAGCUUGAGUUCCUCAAGGAGGUGCAGCAGUCCCUUGGGAAGUCUGAGGUGCUGGUUUUCCUGCAAGCCCUCGUGGCAGCUAAGAAGCAAAAGCUGGAGCAGGAGGCCACCGCGCUCCUGAAGGAGGCCGUGGAGCUGCACUUUUCCGGCAUGCAGGGCCUGGCCCUGAGCCCCGAGUACUUCGAAAAGCUGGACCCCCUAUUUCUGGUCUGCAUUGCCAAAGAGUAUCUGAACUUCUGUCCCAAGCAGCCCCGGUCACCCGGCCAGCUCGUUUCUCCACUCCUUAAACAAGUGGCGAUGAUCCUGAGCCCUGUGGUGAAGGUGGCCCCUGCCAUGACGGACCCGCUGUAUGUGAUGGCUCAGGUCAAGUUCCUCUCAGGAGAGCUGGAAAAUGCCCAAAGCAGCCUGCAGCGCUGCCUGGAGCUGGACCCCACUUUCGUGGACGCCCACCUCCUCAUGUCCCAGAUCUAUCUGGCCCAGGGAAACUUCGUCAUGUGCUCCCAUUGCUUAGAGCUGGGUGUCAGCCACAACUUCCAGGUCCGAGACCACCCCCUCUACCACUUCAUCAAAGCCAGGGCCCUCAACAAGACCGGCAACUACGACGAGGCCAUAAAGACCCUGAAAAUGAUCAUGAAGUUGCCCACCUCGAAGAUGGAAGAGAGCAGGAAGUGCCGAAGCCCCUCUAUUCGGCCCAGCGAGCGGGCGUCCAUCCUGCUGGAGCUCGUAGAGGCCCUCCGACUGAACGGGGAACUGCAUGAGGCCACCAAGAUCAUGCAGGAUGCCAUCAACGAGUUCAGCGGCACGCCGGAAGAGAUGCGCAUCACGGUCGCCAACGUGGACCUGGCUCUGAGCAAAGGCAACGUGGACCUGGCGCUGAGCAUGCUGAGAGGCAUCACACCCAAGCAGCCGUGCUACACGGAAGCCAAGGAGAAGAUGGCCAGCAUCUACCUGCACAGCCGCAAGGACGUACGUCUCUACAUCAGCUGCUACAUGGAGCUUUGUGAACAUCUGCCCGGCCCCCACAGCAGCCUGCUGCUGGGUGACGCUUUCAUGAACAUUCAGGAGCCUGAGAAGGCCCUGGAGGUGUACGACGAGGCCUACCGGAAGAACCCUCACGACGCCUCCUUGGUCAGCAGGAUCGGGCAAGCCUACGUGAAGACCCACCAGUACGCAAAGGCCAUUAAUUACUAUGAGGCUGCCCAGAAGAUCAGUGGGCAGGACUUCCUGUGCUGCGAGCUGGCUGAGCUGCUCCUGAAGCUGAAGAAAUACCACAAAGCAGAGAAGGUGCUGAAGCAGGCCUUGGAGCGGGACUCUGGGGCCAAGGACAUCUCAGCCAUGAUGAGUGAGGUUAAGUGCUUGCUUUUGCUGGCAAGGGUUUACAAGAGCCAUAAGAAAGAAGAUGUGAUGGAAACGCUGAACCAGGCCUUGGACCUCCAGUCCCGGAUACUGAAGCGGGUUCCUCUGGAGCAACCCGAAAUGAUCCCCUUCCAGAAGCAGCUGGCAACCUCCAUCUGCGUCCAGAUUGGGGAGCACUAUCUAACAGAGAAAGAUUACAACAGCGCUGUGAAAUCCUUUAAGGAUGCCCUCUCCUACUCGCCUACAGACAACAAGGUGGCGCUGGAGCUGGCUCAUCUCUACUUGCUUCAGGGGCAGCUGGAUUUGUGUGAACAGCACUGUAGCCCCCUCUUACAGACGGAGCAGACGCAGGAGCGAGCGGCCGUGGUGCUGGCUGACCUGAUGUUUAGAAAACAAAACUAUGAAACGGCCAUCAAUCUCUACCGCCAAGUGUUGGAGAAAGCUCCAGACAAUUUUUUGGUAUUGAAUAAGUUGAUCGAUCUGCUCCGACGGAGUGGCAAGCUUGAAGAGGCUCCUGCUUUCUUUGAACUGGCCAAGAAGGUGUCUAGUCGGGUGCCUUUGGAGCCAGGGUUUAACUACUGCCAAGGCAUUUACAGCUGGCACAUUGGACAGCCCAAUGAGGCCUUGAAGUUUCUCAACAAAGCCCGGAAGGACAGCACUUGGGGCCAGACCGCCACCUUCCACAUGGUCCAGAUCUGUCUGAACCCCGACAAUGAGAUUGUGGGUGGCGAAGCCUUUGAGAGCCUGGUGGCCGAUGGCAACUCGGCCAGCCGGAAGGAGUCCCAGCAGCACGGCGUGCGCACCGCGGAGAAGCUGCUUCGGGAGUUCUACCCGCACUCGGAAUCUGGGCAGGCCCAGCUGCGGCUGCUGCAGAGCCUCUGCCUGCUGGCCACCAGGGAGAAGGCGAACGUGGAGGUGGCUCUGGGCGCCUUUAUUGAGAUGGCCCAGGAUGAGAAGGACAGUGUCCCUGCCCUGCUGGCCAUGGCGCAGGCCUACAUGCUGCUGAAACAGGUCCCCAAGGCCCGCACGCAGUUGAAGCGUCUGGCCAAAGUCCCAUGGGUGCUGGAUGAGGCCGAAGACCUGGAAAAGAGUUGGCUUCUUCUGGCAGACAUCUACUGCCAAAGCGGCAAAUUUGACCUGGCCUCAGAGCUGCUGCACCGCUGCCUGCAGUACAACAAGUCUUGCUGCAGGGCCUAUGAGUACAUGGGCUUCAUCAUGGAGAAAGAGCAGUCCUACAAGGACGCGGCGACCAACUAUGAGCUGGCCUGGAAGUACAGCCAUCAGGCCAACCCUGCCAUUGGUUUCAAACUGGCUUUCAACUACCUGAAAGACAAGAAAUUUGUAGCUGCCAUCGAAGUCUGUCACAGUGUCCUGAAGGAGCACCCCAACUACCCCAAGAUCAGAGAGGAGAUUUUGGAGAAAGCCCAAGGGUCCUUGAGGCCCUAGCUGAGGCUGGAGGGGCCUUGGACCAGUAGAAGCCAUCAAUCUAUAAACAUUUCAUGGGGAGAGUAGGAAGCAGAUCCGUAGAGAAAGAAUUGGGAAAAUGAUGUAUUCUCCCCAUUUCCAUAUUGUCUGUGGUUUAUUUGGAUUCUUGCCUCAUCUGGCCCUAGGGUGUCUGGAAGCUUUAUGUUCUUAAGGCCUGAGUGGUAGUUUUGCCUGGGGAAGGAAGACAGCUGGCCAGCUGGCAUAGCUGGGGCUUCCUGGGCCCUUCUCCUGGACACCACAUUUGUUAUGGCUCUUGACGAAACAGAGCAGAGAGAUCUCCCUGGGAAGUAAUGGACAGGAAAGCCCCCUAUAGUCAUUUCAACUGCCCCAAACUUGUCCCCAGCAUCCCCAAACUAAUAAAGCGACUGCUCAUUCCUGCCACAAUGCCCACUGUUCUGCCCCGAGCUCAGACAGGAGACCCAGCUGCAGAAGGGCUCCUGAGCUAAGGCGCUGUGCGAGGGGCAGCGGACUUUCAAGACCCACUGUCCUCUGUCCACAUGGUCUGUCCCUACCCACCUCCCCCAAGCUGGACCUCACCCGUUUGGGACAAGCCGAUUACCACUGAGCCCCAUGCUGCCCUCCGGGUACCACCACACUUUAGGCCAACCAGCUCACCUCCCAGGACCCCAUUUAAUGCCAGAGGGGGCAGUCACCUAGUCAGGUGGUCCCUAUUCAGGAGGCUAAUGGUCAUUUUAACUGGUAAGAGAGCUCACCUUUGCUGGGUUCCCAGUAUGUUUCCUGUUCCUCGGGGUGGAAUUAAGGGUCAGUCCAGCCUCAGGGGAAGGACCUCUGAACCAGGGGUCUGGAGGCCUGAGUUCUCACCAUGUGCCUUCCCAAGCGCUUGUCCUUUCUGAGUUUCAGUGUCCCACUCUUGAGCAAGAAAUUAGACUAGACCUGGGCAGAGCAUGUUGAGGCAGCUGGUGGCCCACCUGCCUGCCUCCCAUGCGCGAAGCCCUGGCUCUGCCGCCCAGCUCCACGAAAACCAGCUUUGUGGUGCACACCCGGAGUCCCAGCGCUUUGCACCAGGCCUAGGUCAUGUUUUCUUAUUGUCUGAGGUUACCUUGGGCUACAUGAGACCAUGUCUCAAAAAGAAAAAGACUCAGCUUCCCAAAUCAUGCCAUGCUUUGCUGGUACUAUCUGGAAAACACUUUCCUUAUGGUACUGGGGUUGAAAUGAGUGGCGCACGCUGCACCCCGACUACACUGUUCACCUUUGCCCUGUUUAUAAAUAGCACAACACAUUUAGGCAUUCGUAGGCGCUGCAGACAGGCGUGAUAUAACCCUACACACAGUCCCGGAGCUUGGGAAGCCCAGGGAGGGCGGCUGCAAGCCCGAAGCCAGCCUGGUUUGCACAGUGAGUUCCAGGCCAGCCAGCACUACAAAGCCAGAUGUGGUCUCAAAAGGAAAGACUGGGUGGGGCUGGUGCGAUGGCUCAGCAGGUGAAGGUUCCUGACCCAACUCUUGACCUGAGUUUACUCCCCGGGACCCACAUGGUGGAAGAAGACAAUCAGCUCCCACAAGCUGCCCUCUGAGCCCCACACAUGAAUUGUGUAAAC
Messenger RNA from Psammomys obesus (fat sand rat), 5602 nucleotides. It is a transcript of the gene Ttc21a, whose product is annotated as tetratricopeptide repeat domain 21A. Lineage: Eukaryota; Metazoa; Chordata; Mammalia; Rodentia; Muridae. The transcript is spliced from 29 exons. Gene Ontology annotation, biological process: protein localization to cilium; intraciliary retrograde transport. Bases 61 to 4008 code for a protein of 1315 amino acids. Gene Ontology annotation, cellular component: intraciliary transport particle A. The record is from RefSeq and is a predicted model, not a curated record. Gene Ontology annotation, molecular function: protein binding.